UUGGGCGGCCAUUGCAGGGACCACUUUACUUUUCUCCCAAAAAUGUCGAAAGGGGACCAGAAAGGUCCUAAUCUACAGUGAAAAGAAAUAAAAAUAAUUAUGGCCGAACAGACCAGAAAUCCAAUGAAGCAGGGUGUCUCUACAGUCUAUCCCUUCUUUACCCUUAGAGCAAAAUCAGGAAAAAAAAUAUUUGAAGAUUUAAUGUCAGUGUACCACAUGUAAAAUCACCACAAACCUGAUGAUAUUUUUAAGUAACAAAUUAAAAGGGAGACAUGAAUUUAGACGUAAAUAACACUCGAGAUAGGGGUGCGUGACGGUGUUUCGUCUGUAUGGUAUAAAAAGACCUCUAGCGCCCUUUUGCGACAACAGUAAAUGGGAUUUAAUUAAUUGAAACGUAAUUGUUUAAAACCGUAGAAAAACAUAAAACAAAUGCUAAGCAGUCAUCGGUGGGGCGUAGGGAUGGUCAAAAUUCGUCAAGAUUGACGGAUGAAGACUGUAUUAAGCAAAGCUUGACUAAAACCAAUCCUGAAUUAAAUACCAAACUUGGGUAGAGGCGUACACUGUACCGGAGCUUAUUUCGGUUUCCGUAGCAUAAAAAGACUAUAGCUAUAGACUAUAGUGCUACUCCCCCCGGGAUGAGAAGCUAGUCCAUCGCAGACUAGCGUGCGAUAACAUUGCGGCAGUACCCAAUUUUACUCCUGAGAGAAGAAGAUUAGCAAUAACCACAACAACAACCUGGUCUUGCUUCUCUAAACUACUGUGAAAGAAGUUGUUACUUCACUUUCUGUUACUUCACUUUCUGAGACGAUUGUUACGUGCGUGCGUUUGUUAAUUUGCGAUUGGAAAGGGAAUAAUCGUGAUGUUUCCGGGUGGUCGCCACUUUAAGGGGCGUGUUCCUAUCGAAAUUGACACGCUACCGAUAUGCACAACAAUCAGUCAGAGACGUUGGGCAUUUCGCCAUGAUCUCUUAUCUAUAAAUGACCAGUGAAAUUUCAUAUACGUUGACACAGUUAUCAGUAAGCCAUGAUUCUGUAAGCCAAUUGGCACGAAACAAACUAAAGUUUGCAACUGUUUACACAGAUGUGUUCCAGCUUGCACGAAACGAGGUUAGCAAUUACAAAAAAUCCAAACUAUUCAGUGACGAUGGAAUAACAAUUGUUUUGCAGGAUGUGAAUAUUUAAGUUGAUAUGCUCCUUAUCGUUCAAAUAAACGAGCCUAUCAUCGAUCUGUCACCCACUACACCGCGAAAUAUAGGACUGCCAAGCUCCGUUAUCUCGACUGUUUAUAAUACAGAGAAGAAUCUCCUUCCCUACAUUGGAUUCACCCCGGGAUUCACCUAGAUGUUCUCGUUGUUUACGCUAUCUGAAAGUGCAAAACGUUUAUCUUGAAGUAGAACAGAACCGAAUUAUCUUUUCCCUCUGAUGCAAUGUUAUUAAUAGAAGACAUCUGCUUGGCACUGCUUAAGAUCAAGAUAACAUUUUGAUACAAAAGAACGUGAACUUUCACUCUCUUGUUCAGCCGCAUUAUAUGUAUGUUGGAAAACAAGUGAUCUACAGUAAUACCAUGGACUGUUGGUUCGUUAUGGCCCCUCGCGAUUUAUGGCGAUGUUAUGUGGUCUUCGGGGCACUCCCAGCACUCUUGGGAGUCGUAACGUCACAAGGUCAACACAGAGAAGAUUUCGAGCACAAGUUGAUUUAUGACUUAUUCAAGACUGGUUACAGCAAGGAAGCCCUACCUGUAAUAAACAAAUCAGAGGCCAUUGAAAUCAUGUUUGAUAUGGCGUAUAGUCAACUAAUAUAUCUGGAUAGCAAAAAUCAAAUACUUUCCAGUAAAGUGUGGCUACGACAGAUGUGGACUAACCCAUACCUGACAUGGGAUCCUACGAAAUAUGGUGGGAUUAAACAUAUCAAUAUUGAUCCAAAGUUAAUUUGGAAACCAGACAUCAUCCUUUACAACAACAUUGGCUAUGGUGAAACCGGUGCAAUAUAUACUUUUGACACAAAGGCAGUGUUGAAGUACGAUGGAUAUACUGAGUGGUUUGCUCCAACAGAGAUUCACAGCAUCUGCAAGAUUGACAUUAACUAUUUCCCCUUUGAUGAGCAGAGUUGCCCCCUUCGAUUUGGUUCCUGGACUUAUACAGGUAACAAGCUGAACCUUACCAAAAAGCGUGACUCUGCAGAUCUCCUCGACUACACAGUAAGCGGCGAGUGGGAAUUGCUGGAGGCACCUGCGAAGCGCAAUGUGCAGCUGUACAGCUGUUGCCCCCAUCCCUUUAUCGACAUUACAUACACAAUCCAUGUCAAACGCAGAGUGCUCUUCUACAUGAUGAACCUCAUCAUUCCGUGCAUUGUCCUGGCUGUCUUGACGGUUUUCUCGUUCUAUCUGCCGCCAGAGUCAGGUGAGCGCAUGGGCCUGGUCAUAACCAUUCUCCUGGGUUUGACUGUGUUCAUGAUGGUUUUCACAGAGAACGUACCGCGCACCUCGGAGGUGACUCCACUCAUUGGCAAAUACACGGUGACAGUCCUGGUGCAGGUUACUGUAGCCCUACUCAUCACGUGUUCUAUUCUGAGAGUUUAUCACCGUGAUCCAGAAAGGAAGAUGCCUGCCUGGUUCCGCAAGCUCAUUCUGGAUAUCUUAGGCCCAAUGCUGCUAGCCAUACCGUCAGAGGAACGAGCCAAGAUGAGAGAAGACGACAAGGACAAGAAUAUCUACAUGAGGAAAGCGCAAGGACUUCCCUACGAAAUCCACCCUAGUCAGAAUCAUAUGGUAGUUUCCAUGCCAAAGAUCGCAAGCGCAAAGAAAAGUGACACGGAAACCGACAGCAAAUGUUUCCACACGUCACCCUUGGGAUCUAACAUGUCACUCACACCAUCGGACGAGCGAAUGGAAGAAAUCGUUUUUGGCAUGCGCGCUAUCGUUUCUCACUUGAAAGACACGCAAGAGUCAGAUGCAAAGAUCAAUGACUGGCAUCACGCAGCCGCAGUUCUGGACAUCGCAUUCUUCUGGAUCACGGCCAUCACUAUCUUGGGAUCCACACUGGCGUUCUACUUUAUGAUUCCAAAGUAACUACAAGGGGAAGCUCCUUGGCAAACCACUUUUUUUCCAAAGAGUUCUUGCCUUAAGGUGGCUCCCUACAGUAUUAACAGUAUCUACACCUGAAGAAAGAUGAAGAGCUAAAAAUGAAUUAUUUGACUGAACUUUGGGUUUAAGCUCCUGGCAUUCGAAGUGAAGAUUAGCAACAGACCAGGGAUUUAUUUUUCGUUCACAUAAGCGUAUCCCAGACUGUUGUCAUGGCAACAACUAAUCAUAAAGAUAACCAUUUUUUUGCUGUUUUCCACCUAUUCGCUUCUCUUUCUAGAUUUACCCUCGGUAAAAUAUUUUCAUACUCGGCAGUCUAGUGAAAGCGAUUUCGGACAAUAGUUUAAUUUGAAGAAAUGUAAAGUUUAUCUGGUAGAUUCGUAAAAAUCUUAAAUUUUCUUAUUUUUGAUCAAACAAGAGAAAGCCCUAGAUAAAAUUUUGUCAAAAAAUGAUAUUGUAAAGUAGGCAUCUAUAUUAUGAAGUAUACAAACUUUCAAAAGAUUUCACCAAAUUAGCUACUUUGUGACGUCAUAAAAUCUCGAGACGACCACGCGCGCAUGCGUAUCAAUGGCCCUCUGGCGUCAUAGGCGCGUUUGAGAGGGAGAAGAAUCAUGUUAAUCUCGUAUGCCCUUUCCUACCUACCUUAAAGCUACUUUUGGCAAUAUCGCGACCCAUUUUUGGAUAUGAAAAUUUAGAAUAAGGAAUUCUCACCCUAUAGAUCGUAUGGCCAGCAUCUUGUAAAUGAGCAAAUUCGA
Molecule: messenger RNA, 3833 nt
Organism: Orbicella faveolata
Lineage: Eukaryota; Metazoa; Cnidaria; Anthozoa; Scleractinia; Merulinidae
Product: neuronal acetylcholine receptor subunit alpha-10-like
Biological process (GO): monoatomic ion transmembrane transport
Cellular component (GO): postsynaptic membrane
Molecular function (GO): acetylcholine-gated monoatomic cation-selective channel activity; transmembrane signaling receptor activity
Source: RefSeq, a predicted model, not a curated record